AUGGCCAGUCAGUCGCAGGGCAUCCAGCAGCUCCUGCAAGCCGAGAAGCGUGCAGCUGAGAAGGUAGCAGAUGCCCGGAAGAGGAAGGCCCGGCGUCUGAAGCAGGCGAAAGAGGAAGCCCAGAUGGAGGUGGAACUAUAUCGCAGAGAGCGAGAGCAGGAAUUCCAGAGCAAGCAGCAGGCGGCCAUGGGCUCCCAGGGGAACCUGUCAGCUGAGGUGGAGCAGGCAACUAGGCGCCAAGUGCAAGGCAUGCAGAGUUCCCAGCAGAGAAACCGUGAGCGCGUCCUGGCCCAGCUUCUUGGCAUGGUCUGCGAAGUCAAGCCCCAAGUCCACCCUAACUACCGGAUCACUGCCUAG
This is a messenger RNA of Orycteropus afer afer, 357 nucleotides long. It is a transcript of the gene ATP6V1G2, whose product is annotated as ATPase H+ transporting V1 subunit G2. NCBI's taxonomy places the organism in Eukaryota, Metazoa, Chordata, Mammalia, Tubulidentata, Orycteropodidae. Gene Ontology annotation, biological process: proton transmembrane transport. The record is from RefSeq and is a predicted model, not a curated record. Gene Ontology annotation, molecular function: proton-transporting ATPase activity, rotational mechanism. Gene Ontology annotation, cellular component: vacuolar proton-transporting V-type ATPase complex. The coding region runs from base 1 to 357 and encodes 118 amino acids. The transcript has 3 exons.